This is a messenger RNA of Closterium sp. NIES-67, 1978 nucleotides long. Lineage: Eukaryota; Viridiplantae; Streptophyta; Zygnematophyceae; Desmidiales; Closteriaceae. The record is from the annotation of a GenBank genome assembly.
AUCGGUAGCGUCUGAGAGAAUUGCUAGGUCGCAAGGCACAAGUGCUUUGGCGGUUGGGAGAUGAAGUCGCUAGGCCGGGCUGGCGGCUAGGAGAGGAGGCGGUACGAGAAUAACUCGCCGCGCGACGAGGUCGUUAUCGCAAGAGAGUGAACGGGGAGAGCUCAGAUGCGAGACUUGGCUCAGAUGAGUCGGGCUCGCCCUGCGCACGGCAGCAUAUUUCCAUCUCCAAACUCCCUCUCCAACCCUAGAAAGCGCCGCCUGCACGGGCUGGUCUGCGAGCGCCCAUCUCGCCGCGCCGCAAUGCUCUCUGCACCCGCGCGUGCUGCCCACCUCCAUGCAUCCGCGCCGUCCCUUUCCUCGUCGACUUCGAGGCCUUGACUCGCGGCUCGCGAGUGCUGUCGUGUCGAGCGCUCUCGCGGCGGGAGUGCGAGCGAGUCGAUUUCAGUGGUAGAGGCGCGAGGCUCCAGUCGCGAGCAGACGCGCGUUUGCCGCGGGAGGUUAGGCGAUUCGCCGAGCUGCGCGCGUCAGUCUGGCGAUUGCGUCGUCCCGUCGCCGCGACUCCCCCAUUCGUCGCCGCCAUGGCUCGUCGCACGUCGCGAUCGCCCGCUGGCGACGGCGGCAGUCGCAGGGCGCGGCUGUACCUCGUGGCGGCCGCCGCGCUGCUCGCCAUGGCCGUGGUCACCCACCUGAGGACCCGCGCCCUGCACUGCCACGAGCCGCUGCUGCCACGGCAGCUGCUGGCGGAAGGGGAAGGCGCCACUCUUCCCUCCACCACAGACACUCCACCCGCCGCCGCUGCCACAGAGAGCCAAGGCGAGGGGGCAGAGCGAGCACCAGUGUCUGUGCAGGCAGGAGGGCAGGCUGAGGGGGCAGGCAGGGCGGGGCAGCACGGCAUGCACCACCGUGGCUCUGCGGCGGCCCACCCUCUGCCUAAGCCUGGGCCGGAGCCUCGCGGUGCCCCUUCUGACCUGCCCGCCCUGCGUGCGUGGCUGGCUGCGUCGCGCUCUCCCCAUGUCUGCUGGAGCCGAGAGGAAAUGCACGCUUACAUGCCGCCGUCUCACUCUGCCCGCCCCUCGCGUGCCUUCGCCCGCCGUCUGCGCGUCUACGAAGCCAUGCACCGCCGCUGCGCCGCCCGACUCUCCUUCCGCCACGGCCUGCCGCCCGCUGAUUCCUUCAGGUCGGUGCUUCAAGGCAAUGGCAGCGAGGGCCAUGCGCCCUGCCAGUACCUCUUCUACCAGGACUCCAUCGCAGGAGUGGGCAACCGCAUUCUGGCGGUGGUGUCGGCCUUCACCCUGGCGCUGCUGACCAGCCGCACCUUGCUGCUCUCCUCCGACUCCCUCCCCGCCACGGCCUUCUGCCAGCCCUUCAACGCCUCCUCAUGGUCCCUUCCUGCCGCCCACUUCGAAGCCAUAGUGAGGGACGUGGCUGCCGACGCCAAGCCCAACGAGUUCCCCCCCUCCAACCGCUCCCUGCACCUCGACUUCCCGAGCGGGUUCUGGUGGAACAUGGUGUGCGACGAGGGGCAGCGCCGCCUGGCACGCACGCCCUUCGUGCUCUUCACCUCCUACUUCUACACGCUCCCCGCUCUCUACUUCCGCCCCGCCUUCCAAGCCACCCUGGACCGCUGGUUCCCGGAUCGGCUGCCGUUCACGCGUGUGGCGCGGUGGCUGCUGCACCCCGCCAACUUCCUGUGGGUGGCCGUAUCGCAGGCCUUCACCGCGUACCUCGCCCCGCACCGCACGCGCAUCGCACUGCAGAUCCGCCCCGUGGAGCAGACGGAGGAGGACAUCCUGCCUCGCAUCCUCACAUGCGCCCAAACCAUCGCCCACCUGCUGCCACCUGUGGGGCUGGACGACUACGAGGGCGAUGCCAUGGUGGGUUGACUACGAGGGCGAUGCCAUGGUGGGUUGACUACAAGGGCGAUGCCAUGGUGGGUUGACUACAAGGGCGAUGCCAUGGUGGGUUGACUACAAGGGCG